Alosa sapidissima (American shad) is the source of this 9447-nucleotide messenger RNA. RefSeq lists its product as uncharacterized. The coding region runs from base 1012 to 6900 and encodes 1962 amino acids. Gene Ontology annotation, cellular component: ruffle membrane; adherens junction. The record is from RefSeq and is a predicted model, not a curated record. Gene Ontology annotation, biological process: positive regulation of blood vessel endothelial cell proliferation involved in sprouting angiogenesis. NCBI's taxonomy places the organism in Eukaryota, Metazoa, Chordata, Actinopteri, Clupeiformes, Clupeidae. The transcript has 4 exons.
GGCAAGCGAGUUUCGGUAAACACAUGCGCCUGCACACCGUUCGGGCAUUAAGACGCAUCUGGGAAAACCGUCAUAACAGCGCUUGGAAGUCGCAUGCAGCAGCGGGAGGAGAGAAGAUGCUCUCGUGCUGUGUACGCUGAGUGCUUAGCCCCGUGCCAUUUGUGCGCCCGGACGGGAGCCUAGGCCGGGGACGUGUUUAUGCUGGCGCUGGAGACGGGAAUAUGUAAAAACCGAAAUGGGCUUGUGAUUGGUUUACGUCCGUUCGUCGGGAGAAAACCGAGCGUUGACUCUAUUUUGUAACUUGCAGUUUGUGCAGAAGCAUAUAGAUUUUUCCCUCUCUCUUCUCCCGCCGUUCGCAGCUAUACCUGCAGCUCAGCACUGCGUUGCGCUGUUAUCUACCGGCGUCUCCGCGGACUUUAAAAGAUCAUUGGUACCGAACGGCCUAUUUUAUGUAUACUAUUGCUUAAGCACUGCAGCACCGCGAUGCCAGCCUCCUCGCGCGUUCCUGCUGCUACUGUAGGUCAUAGCACGCGCCGAACGCACCUCCGGUUCGCCCGUCGCGCUGCCUCGGCUGACAUUUUUAUGGGUAUGCGGCGCUGAGUGGGUCAGGUGUGGACAUGGAAUGAAGAAGGCUAAGCAGAAAGCGCAUCCACACACCGGGAGCAGCAUCCUCGCGGGGGGAUAUUACCGACGGCUUUCACAAGUUUUGCUGUCAAGAGAAGCUGCGCGGAUCGGGUGAUGGCCUUUGCUGAAAAGCAUACCUCCUGCCUCCACCAGUGCAGCACAUAAGGACACACACGUGCACAUACACACACACACACUCACACACACACACACUCAUGGUAUCCACAGAUACUGGAUUUUACCACACUGUGCUGACCAUCACAUACGUACACAUUUGCACACUGUGUCUGACACUUCCAGAAGUUUGACCACACACAUACACACACACACACACUCACACACCCCCCCCCCCCCACACACACACACUCACGGCCACCCACACACACCAUGUACAGUGUGGAAGACCUGCUCAUCUCCCAUGGCUACAAACUGUCUCGGACCUGCCCCCCUGUGCCCCCCCCUUCCCACACUGCGGCCCCCCCCUCCUCCUCCUCAGCGCCUCUGGACAACAACAAGCAUCGCCAUGGCAACCUGCGCCGCGACAUGGACCCCCGGCCCGGGGGAGGAGGCGGGGCCUUCAACGGCGUGGGGACAGAAGGCGGGGCAGAGGGGCGGGCAGAGGCUCCAGGGGGCGGAGCCAUCCAGAGAGCAGAAGGUGGGGAGAUGGCGGAGCGCCUCCAGAUGCAGAGGCGGAAGGACGUGCCGCUCAGUUACCUUGGUGACCUGCAGCCCCUUGGAGACUCCUUGGCGACGGACAGCGGGUUCUAUGACGCGCCCAGCCUGACGUUCUCGGAGCACCCUGAGGAGCGGGACGUAUCGUACUGGCGGCGGCGCGGACAGGACUUCAGUGCUCUGCUGGACUACGCUGACCCCCGUGAGCUGCGUCUGUCUGGGGGCCUGUGGCGCGGCGGCGUGGGGUUCGCCCCUGAGGAGCUGAGAGCUGAUAGGCCGGUGGCGCGCUGGGAGGAGCCUCCGAGCUGGCAGCAGAGGGAGCCGGCGGCUGCGGCGGUGUUGGCGGCGGCGGACUCGGGGCCAGAGACGCUGCGUGUGAGUGUGACCGGUGACAGGAAGUGCCAGAGCCUGGGCACGGAGGAGUGGCGUCCGGCCGUGGGGCUCGGCCGCCAGCUGUCCGACAGCGAAGCAGAGCGCUGGGCUCAGGAGCAGCAGCUGCAGCUGCGUCUGCGGCCACAUGAGGGCGCAGUGGUGCCUGUCGUCCGGCAGAAGUCCCAGUCCCUCCCACGCGUGCUCUCGCCCGAGGACCCGCAGUAUGCCGACCCCCCCUCCACUGGCCCCCCCGCCCUGCCCAUCGCCCCGAGACUGAACGGCAGCGCCCUGUAUGGACGUUACCCCGGCGACUGGGCCAGUGGUGGGGAACGGUGGGCUUGUCAAGGUCAAGUUCAAGGUCAAAGUCAGAGUCAAUUGCAGAGCCAAGGGCAAAUUCAAGGGCAGAUUCAGAGUCAGAGUCACUUCCAAGGUCACGGGAGCACUGCAGUCGUACCAAAGCCUCGGUUCAGCCGGCCUGUGAAGCCCCCGUCUUACGAAACCCACCAGCAGAGCCGGGGUAGCUGGGAGACCCUGUCCUCUGAGCCCGCGGCCAAACACAGGGACAGGCCACUUGCUUAUCCCCAGAACAUAGAGCCUCUCAGAGACCGAUCCCUUUGCCUGUCACAGAGUUCAGAGCCUCUCAGAGACCGAUCCCUUUGUCUGUCACAGAGUUCAGAGCCUCUCAGAGACCGAUCUCUUUGCCUGUCACAGAGUUCAGAGCCUCUCAGAGACCGAUCCCUCUGCCUAUCACAGAGUUCAGAACUGCUCCGAGACCGGUCACUCUGUGUCUCACAAAGCUCGGAGCCUUUCAGAGAUCGGUCACUCUGCCUCUCUCAGAGUUCAGAACCACUUAGGGACCGUUCACUUUGCCUAUCCCAGAGUUCAGAACCACUUAGGGACCGUUCACUUUGCCUAUCCCAAAGUUCAGAACCCCUCAGAGACCGGUCGCUUUGUCUAUCCCAAAGUUCAGAACCAUUACGUGACCGGUCACUCUGCCUGUCUCAGAGCUCAGAACCGUUGCGAGACCGACCCCUUUGUCUCUCACAGAGCGCGGAGCCCUUGAGGGACCUACGAGACCGGCCAUUAUGUCUGUCUCAAAGCGCAGAACCCCUCAGAGAUCUCAGAGACCUUAGAGACCGGUCCAUUUGCUUCUCGCAGAGCGCAGAACCUCUCCGGGACCUCAGAGACCGGUCCAUUUGCUUCUCGCAGAGCGCAGAGAUCCUGAGAAUGGACGUGAGACCCGACCUGUUACCCCACGACCUCUACGGCUCAGGGGUCGAGCCGCCGGGGUACAACCCCCCCCCCUCGUACCGCAGGAUGCCCCCGCACAGGGGCCUGAUCAGCUACCGCGCGGAUGCGGCGCACCUCCGGUGGAAGCGCGAGCCCGUGAGUGCCGAGAUGGGCAGGUGGUUCUCUCGGCAGCCGCCGGCCAUUACAUGGACCGACCACCGCUGGGACGACCGGAGCUUGGCCCUGGCCCGAAAGCCGCUGCCUCCGGCUCCGGCGGUUCCGGCUCGGACUGGCCUGGUACAGUACCUUCCCUUCGACGACCUGCGCAUCAGGCACAUUUCCGCAGGCGCCAGCAACAACGCUGUCGCGCUGCCGGACCCGACAGAAAAGAUGCGGCACCACGCGAGCAAAGAUCUUCCCACUCCUCCUGCGGUUGUAGGACAAUCCACACAUGACAGUAGUGCCUUCCUGCCCGCACAGGUUGCCGGCGGCAACAACGCCGACGCCGGCCACAAACCAGCCCCCGGCGACCAGGAGCACGCUGGAGGCCGCUGGCAGUGGGGUGCGGCGGCCAAGCCCAGCGAGGCUGUAGCAGUGGACCAGAGCGUCCCCAAGUUCCACGCCACCUUCCCAGCGCGACCCCCUCAGCCGGCCAGGAUAGAGCGACCACCCGAGCCGCCCAAACGGCCUGAGAAGUUACCGGAACCACCGAAGCGGCCUGACAGGCCACCGGAGCUGCCUAAAAGGCCGCCGCCGCCGAUCGAGAGACCCGCCGAACAGCCGAAACGAACGGACGUGAGCGCGACGGACCAGCAGGGCAAGGGUCCCAAGCCUCCUCCAGACAAAGGCUCGUCAGAGAGCCUGUCCCACAUGAAGAGGCCCGACCCUCCCCCAGAGCCCCCGCCUCCGCCGCCCGCCGCGCCGCCAGAGAAGCCGAAGAGCAUGAAGAGGAAGCUGAACGAGACCAUCUUCUGCCUGGUGUCCGUGCCUGCCGUGCUGGCGCAGUCGCACGCUGACGCAGCAUCUCGGGACCAGAACAACAAUGACGAGGAGAAGCUGCUGCCGGCAGACGAGGGCUCCCCGGUACGUGUGCCACCACCGCCCCCCAGCACCCCCAGCGAGAAGAGCAACACGCUGAGCUCUGGGCCCAACCAGAGCCUCAAGAGCACAUCCACCACCUCCACGGACCUGGAGCUGCAGGCGCUGACUGGCAGCGUGUCCAGCAGCCGCAUGUCGUCCACCCGGAGGCCCCACCACCACCACCACCGCCGCCGUGACUCCCGGCCCAGCAAGCCCAACCCCCACGAUGCACUGCGCCGGUACUCGGGUGCCUGGCCGGGGGACCAGUACCGCGACCAGGAGACACAGACGAGCCCAGAACCAGCCAAAAGCGCGCCUGCAGCCACCGCUGGCACCACUGCUGCUCCCGCCACCACCACCACCACCACUGCUCCAGGUCCCGCCAACAACACGGAAGCACAACAGCCUGCAGCACCCACAGCACCCCCUGCAGGAGCCCCCGGAGCUGCCAGCGGUGCAGGGCCACCAGGCCCAGAGUGCCCCCCUCCUGACACAGGACCAGGAGCAGGACCAGAGAGCAGCAGCAGUGGAGGAGGUGGUGGUGGUGGUGGUGGCGGCAGCGGGACCCCCUUUGGGUACCCGAUGAAGGGCCAGAAGCGGCUGAAACCGUCCAGCAACAGCGCCUUCUCCCGGACAGGCACCUUCUCCAAGAGCACAGGCUCCGGACACAAGGCUCCGCUGCACCCUCCACCACACCCUCCACCCCCACCCCCCAACCAGCCCCCAGCUCAGACCACACCCACCCCCCCACCGGGAGGGCCCCCGGCGGCCAUCAUGCCCGCCGCGCAGGGAGACGGGCCCACGAAGCCCGGUCCGGCCCCCUCCGAGGCGUUUGGCCAGUUCCUACUGAAGCCCGUGAGCCGUCGCCCUGGCGACGCCAUCGAGGAGCUGGAGAGCAUCCACAAGGAGGCCCAGGAGCAGACGGCAGGCAAGCGACCCAGCAUGGACCAGUGCAUCGAGGACCUCAACGAGGCCUACAAGGACAUCCUGGAGCUCAGCACUGCCAGCAACAACCUGGUCACCUUGCCUAGCCUGGCCAGCAACAGCCUGUCCUGCCUGUCCAACAACUUGGUCACCCUGCCUAGCCUGGCCAGCAACAGCAUGUCAGCGCUGGGCAAUAUUCACCACGGCUCCUCCAUGCUGAUUCCUGACCGCAUCAAAGCCAAGCUAGCAUCCAGCGAGCCCAUGGUUGGGCCGAAGCCUGGGGGUGGCAGCCUGCGGUCCGCCGGGCUGGAGAGCUGGGCAGGUGCGGUGCUGGGCGGUGACCCGGAGUAUCGAGAGGUGAAGAGUGCCUUCUCCCGACCGUCCACCGGCAAGAGCGUGAGCUUCAGCAAGCACCUGCGGGAGGAGAUAUGCGCCGCCGGCCCGUCCACCUCUUCGUGCUCCGAGACCGGCUUCCGUGACUACCGCUCUGUCGUGUCCGCCCUCUCCCAACGCCGCUCCAUGGACGGACGAACGGUCAACCUGGACUUCCCGCCGUCGAAGGACAGCCCGCCCAAAGACGAGGCUCCGAGCACGAACACACAGCAGCAACCCCCUCCUGUCGCGGGCCCCAGUGGCCUUGCAGCGGCGGAGGUGCCCUGGGCUGACCGCCAACCCAUGCAGGACGCGUCCACCCUCACCAGCCCCCCCGACUACGAGCACAUAUGCCAGUCUCUGCAGCAGGGCCGAGACCCAGCCCAGGGGCCGCCAGUGGUCAAACCCAAAGUGCCCGGCGGUGGGGGUGGUGGGGCUGAGGGCCCUGUGGGGCCAGCAGGGGGCGCCGUGGCACGGGAGGAGUGCUGCUACUGCCAGAUGGAAGUCGAGAGGCUAAGGCUGGAGCAGAUGGCGGCGGCCACCGUCGCCAGGGACGACCAGGGCUCUGGGUUCGCUGUGGUAACGGUGGGGCAGGGUGGCCGCUUCCUCGGUGGUGAGGGUGAGGUCAUGGCGGUGCCUCCUGAUUGGAAGAGGCAGCUGUCUUUGGCGGAGAAGCACCUGGAGACGCUCAUCACGGGAGAGAGGAGCGCCGGCGCAGAGGCUGAGCCUCCAGGAGAUGCCGACCUGCAGAUCAAUCCAGAACCAGCGCCAAGCGAGGACAAGCCCACGCAGACCCUGGCCAACCUGGACCAGAGAGACCUGGUGCCAGACGAGAAGAACCGGACCGGUUCUCCGACAGCAGAACCGGGUCCAGCUGAGCCCGGCUCCGAGGAGGAGGACGGACAUGAGGGCGGCGGCGGGCAGGAGCCGGUGCGCAUGCGGCGGGAGCCUUGCGCCGCGGCAGUACAUGCUUACCCCGGGCUUGACCCCGCCCUGCUGCAGGAGUUCCCUCCUGACAGACUUCCUCUGUCCGUGCCGCCCAAUCACAGCCGUCGACUCUCAUUGGGCCCAGACUGGGAGAGGCGAGACUUUGAGGAGGAGAGGGGAGGGGCCAGAGAGAGGCGUUCCCUGGACGCCGAGUGGUGGCGGGGUGUGUGUGGCGGCGAGAGGUGGGGAUUGGAGGAUGACAGGAAGGGGGGGAGGGGUCAAGAGAAUGUAGGACAUGAGAGGGAGAGGGGGGGAGGGGAGGGGCCAAGCACAGAGGAUGGGAGGGGCCUGCAGGAUGAUGGACAGCAUGUGCUGUCCAGUGAAGGGGCAGGAAAGCUGAUUGAGGGGCGGGACUGUGCCACAGAUGGACAGGAGGGGGCGGGGCCAGAACGGCGGGGGCGUGUCCCAUCUCAGAGAAUCGAGGCGCUGCAGGAGAGGCUGGCCUCAUCGCCAGGACGGGUUGCUAAGGAGAGGAUAGCCCGCAUGAAGGAGGUGGACUCGGUGUCGCGCAUCAGACGGCUCAGCCAACGCAGCACCAGCUGGGAUGGGGAGGAGACCGCCCCACUGCCCCAGGACACACACAACUCUCCCGCAGGUAACACAGAUGUGACAGAGCUGAGCCACAUAGAGGACGUCUGACGCUGAGAGCCAUGAUCAUCUCCACACAAGGCCAAGGUCAUCUCCACACAAGGCCAAGGUCAUCUCCACACAAGGCCAAGGUCGUUUCUCCACAAGAGCAAAGGUCAUCUGUACAGACUGGCCAGCCUCCAGCACUGUGACCUGGCUAUGACCUCCGCAAGAAUGCCUUCACCUCAUAACCCUCUCACCUCUCCGCUCACUCGUACAUCUUCACACACACACACACACACACACACACACACACACACACACACACAAAUGUACAAAUGUGCACAAACAUGACACAUACACUCACGCAAACACAGACAUACAUGCAUCCAACCCAUGUAGACAUGCAUAAGCACACAAACAGACACACACAAACACACAAACACACACACACACACACACACACAGAAAUGGCCUUUUACUCCGACGAGAGCAUUGUGUAUGAGCCGCUCCUGGCCCGGGCCCUAGGUCCCCGCGAGUGCUGUCCCACUGCCAAAGGGAGCUGACCCUUAGCAACCCGCUCUAGCAACCACCUCCUCACCCCACUCACCAGCCCCCCCAGUGCUCCCCGACUGACUGACUGCCAUGGAAACCAUUUUCACCCCACCGUCCCCUAGCAUCCCAUAAUACCCCGUACACACACACACGCACACACACACACACACACACACACACACACACACACUCCUCCACUGCACGGAGCAAGUGGAGUGGCAUCUGUAGCGACGCUUCAUCCUGCGUGCGUCUCUGUCCACAGACAUCACGGAACUCAUGUUGUUCGUACGGAUCCCAACCCCAAUCCCCAACCCCUCCCUCCUCUGCCUCAUUGCCCUUGUCUGUGUGGAAAUAUGAAUGUACCAAAAACACUCUGCUUCUGCCCCCCCCCCCCCCCCAUUGUCCUGGUCUGCGUUGUGUGAAGCCCGUCGGCUGAUCAGACGAGACCCCCCCUCCCCCACACACCCCCCCAGAGUGCAGGGCAGGAGCAGAACAGCAAUGGAAUGGAAUGGAGGAAUGGAAUGGCUGGAGAACUGUUCCUCUGGAUCCGCUGAUCACUGAUUGGCUGAUUACUGACUGGCUGAUCAAUGAUUGGCUGAUCAAUGACUGGCUGAUUACUGACUUGCUGAUCACUGACUGGCUGAUCACUGAUUGGCUGAUCACUGACUGGCUGAUCACUGACUGGCUGAUCACUGAUUGGCUGAUCACUGACUGGCUGGAGAACUGUUGCUCUGGAUCCGCUGAUCGCUGAUCACUGACUGGGAGCCUAUCAGCACAGACGUUGAUUCAGACCCUCUCUGUCCUUCUCUCUUCUGUUGGUUUGUUAGUUUUGUUUGUUAGUUUUGUUUGUUAGUUUUGUUUGUUUGUUUGUUUGUUUGUUUGUUUGUUUGUUUUGGGGUUUACCGUGCCCACAGUGCCAGCUGUCUGCCUGCUAUUGGGGGGGUGGGGUGGGGGCUCAAUGCCAUCCACUCAACUCUGUAUGGCCACGCCACACCGCACGGAACCACGCCACGCCACACCGCACGGAACCACACCACACCGCACGGAACCACGCCACACCGCACGGAACCACGCCACGCCACACCGCACGGAACCACGCCACACCGCACAGAACCACGCAAGACCUGAACACGCAGGACCACUCCUGAACACGCAGGACCCGUGGCUGGAUUAGGAGUCUUUCCUAGCGGGCAGACACCCACGGGUUAACCCUGCGCUGACCCCAGGACAUGGGCGGGGCUAACCCUGCGCUGACCCCGGGACAUGGGCGGUGAUUGGCGAGUGUGGUCGGCGGUGAGGGCUCGGAGGCGGACGUAGGGCGGACGUGGGCCGGACGUGGGGUGGACGUGGCUCCCCUCCGGGGAGGCCUUGGGCCGCAGGCUGCUGAGGCACUCUGGGUAUGGUGAUGUACAGUAGCAUUGCAAUUACAGGGUACUUAGAUCAUGGCUACGCUUUCUACCAGUAGAUCUGCUCCCAGCACUGGACGUAGAAUGGAUGAGGUGUCGGCCACGUCAUUAUCAUUGCAGAAUAAUGAAAACCCAACGAAUAAAAUGAAAAUGUAGAAAAUAUUUGGGAAACCUUUUCGCUGUUCAUGCACCACAACUUCAAACACUUUAUAUACAAACGUUUGGUUCUAGGUUUCUGGCCAGGGGAACGUUUGGUUCUAGGUUCCUGGCCAGGGGAACGUUUGGUUCUAGGUUCCUGGCCAGGGGAACGUUUGGACCAGAACUUCACCACUUCUGACGGCAGGUCCAGGGGACCACGCUGUGGUGUCCUCUCAUCAGAGAAGCUGAUUGGUUUGUAAGUCACUGCAUAAUGCCCUGAUUGGUUUCUACGACUCUCAGCCAAGCACUGAUUGGUUGGCACAUUGAUGAAUAACACUCUGAUUGGUUUAUAUUAUCAUUGUCUGGUGUUUUUACUCAGCUGGCCAGCUAAAUUGGGAAGCAAUAAAUGCUAACGAGUUGCCAGGCGAUUGUUGCCAUGAGAAUGGGCAGUGUGGGUGUGGUCAGAGGGCAGGGGCAAAAAGAGCACCUGAAGAAGGGAUGAAGAGAGGAGCAGAGUGGA